Propithecus coquereli (Coquerel's sifaka) is the source of this 2475-nucleotide messenger RNA. RefSeq names its product zinc finger, CCHC domain containing 8 (gene ZCCHC8). Lineage: Eukaryota; Metazoa; Chordata; Mammalia; Primates; Indriidae. The record is from RefSeq and is a predicted model, not a curated record. The transcript is spliced from 13 exons. Bases 1 to 2082 code for a protein of 693 amino acids. Gene Ontology annotation, cellular component: catalytic step 2 spliceosome. Gene Ontology annotation, molecular function: zinc ion binding; RNA binding.
AUGGCGGCCGAGGUGGAUUUUGGCGACCUGGAGCUGUUCGAGGCGUUUGACCACCCGGAGGAGUCGAUUCCAAAGCCCGUUCACACCCGCUUCAAGGACGACGACGGCGACGAGGCGGACGAGAACGGGGUAGGCGACGCGGAGCUGCGGGAGCGGCUUCGGCAAUGCGAGGAAACCAUCCAACAGCUCCGAGCCGAGAAUCAAGAACUUAAAAGAAAAUUGAACAUUCUGACUCGACCAAGUGGAAUAUUGGUGAACAAUACUAAGUUAGACGGACCUUUAUUACAGAUUCUAUUUAUGAACAAUGCUAUUUCAAAGCAAUAUCAUCAAGAAAUAGAGGAAUUUGUAUCAAAUUUAGUAAAAAGAUUUGAGGAACAGCAGAAAAAUGAUGUGGAAAAGACUUCCUUUAAUCUUUUGCCCCAGCCAUCCAGUAUUAUGCUAGAAGAGGAUCAUAAAGUAGAAGAAUCUGGUGCCAUUAAAAACAACAAGGAAGCUUUUAGUGUUGUAGGAAGUGUCCUGUAUUUUACUAAUUUUUGCCUUGAUAAAUUGGGGCAACCGCUACUAAAUGAAAACCCUCAGCUUACCGAAGGAUGGGAAAUACCCAAGUACCAGCAAGUCUUCAGCCACAUUGUUUCUCUAGAAGGGCAAGAAAUACAAGUAAAGGCAAAAAGGCCAAAGCCUCACUGUUUCAAUUGUGGUUCUGAAGAACAUCAAAUGAAAGAUUGCCCAAUGCCUCGAAAUGCCGCUCGAAUAAGCGAAAAGAGAAAAGAGUAUAUGGAUGCCUGUGGAGAGGCAAAUAGUCAGAAUUUUCAGCAGCGAUAUCAUGCUGAAGAAGUAGAAGAAAGAUUUGGAAGAUUCAAGCCAGGAGUUAUUAGUGAGGAACUUCAAGAUGCACUGGGUGUGACGGAUAAGAGUCUCCCACCUUUUAUCUAUCGGAUGCGCCAGUUAGGGUACCCACCAGGGUGGCUUAAAGAGGCUGAAUUGGAGAAUUCAGGUCUCGCACUCUAUGAUGGAAAAGAUGCUGCUGAUGGGGAAACAGAAGUUGGAGAAGUACAACAAAAUAAAACUGUCACUUAUGAUCUCUCGAAAUUGGUAAACUAUCCAGGUUUUAAUAUAUCUACUCCCAGAGGAAUUCCAGAUGUAAGUAUAUUGGGGUUUUUUUUUUACUCUUGCUGGGAUCCGAGUGUGAGGUCCAGCAGCAAGAGGUCUUCCUCUCAGUCCAGCCCAGGCAGUCCAAAGAAGCAGAAGAAGGAAAGCAGCUCGGCAGCCUCCCCUACUGACAUGGAGCUCGACUCAGAUAUGGAGGCAGCUCAUAGUUCUCAGAGCAGGGACACUUUUCAGUUCCAGCCACCAUUACCUCCUGGCACUCCUCCUCCGCUGCCACAGGGAACUCCUCCACCCAUCUUCAUUCCUCCGCUCCCCAAGGGCACCCCGCCCCUGACUCCCAGCGACUCGCCCCAGACCAGGACAGCAUCUGCAGCUAUGGACGAGGACGCGCUGACUCUAGAAGAACUUGAAGAACAGCAGAGGCGGAUAUGGGCGGCUCUCGAGCAGGCGGAGAGCAUGAACAGUGAUUCUGAUGUUCCUGUGGACACACCUUUAACUGGGAAUUCUGUUGCCUCGUCACCUUCUCCAAAUGAGCUAGACCUCCCUGUCCCGGAGGAAAAAGAAUCUGAAAAGCAGGUGGUACUGGACGAGCCUGAGGUACCAGACACUUGUACAAAGAAACCGGAAGUUGAACGUUCCUCAGGUCCAGAAGCUGAGGCUACGUCGCUCUGUCAGGAGGAAAAUGAAGAGUGUGCUCCAGUAGACACUAAAGCUGCUCCUCUUGAUAAUGGCAAUGUCGUAUCCCACUGUGACGUUAGGAAUGGAGGUGGCCAGAAGCUCCUUCACUCAGAUACCACUCCUUCAAUGGCCACCAAAAUUCACAGCCCUAUCCCUGACAUGAGCAAAUUUGCAACGGGAAUAACGCCAUUUGAAUUUGAGAAUAUGGCAGAAUCUACUGGCAUGUACCUCAGGAUAAGAAACUUGUUAAAGAACUCGCCCCGAAACCAGCAGAAAAAUAAAAAGGCUUCUGAAUAACUGCUUGGCAUAGCACCAGGAGCUAUUUAAUUAUCUAUAACUUUGUCUUCUGUUAAUUAGUGCUAAGUGGACAGAUAAAAUUGUUUUCCUAUUUGUCCCUCCCAUGUUUAAAAUUCUACCCAAGGUUUAAUUAUGUUCUCAAGUCAAGCCUAUUUUAAAGAAUGGGAAGACUGGGCUUACUAGUUUACAAUAUUUUAUUCUCACUGACGAAAAGUUGGGUGGGGGGCAAAUGUAAGUUUGAGCUGGUUUAGAGAUAGUUUGUUAAGGUUUAUACUAUUUUUGGAUUGUGAGUGUCCAUCAAGAGUGGUUUUUAUCUGUCUUUUGUACAUUGUUUUCCCUUUCUACAUUUUGCUAAUUAUCCUGUAUAUAAGUUUAAUAUAUCACUUUUUAAAA